Nylanderia fulva is the source of this 864-nucleotide messenger RNA. Its product is annotated as protein LLP homolog. Gene Ontology annotation, molecular function: RNA binding. Gene Ontology annotation, cellular component: nucleolus. Gene Ontology annotation, biological process: dendrite extension. The record is from RefSeq and is a predicted model, not a curated record. Lineage: Eukaryota; Metazoa; Arthropoda; Insecta; Hymenoptera; Formicidae.
GUCACGAUGGUAGCCUCGAAAAUACAUGGCGGUCAGAUACAGAGCACGCACGUUUGAAACAUAACCUUUAUCUUGUUUUAACGGAGCACACGUGUGAAAAAUGGCUAAAUCGUUGCGCAGUAAAUGGAGAAGAAAAUGCAGAGCAGUGAAGAGAGAACGUUAUGCAGCAAAGGAAUUAGACAGAUUGAAGAAAACCCUUGGUAUUGAUGAAAAUGCAUCUAAUGAUGUUGAAAUGAAAGACAUUGAAGAAAUUGCUACAGUUGUCGAUGCAAAGAAAAUCAAGAACAAGGCUAAAGCUAAAGAGAAAAGCGAAGCUAUUACCAUAGAUCAAGAACAGAUGGAAGUAGAAGGUGCUACUCCUAGAGUAUAUAAUAAGAAAACAUUAUGUGAUCAGUAUGGUAAUUAUCCCAUAUGGAUGAGUAAACGAAAGAUACUGAAACACAAAAAAAGUAGAGCGAAAGCACAAAAGGCCAGCAAAACAUCAAGCCGAAGACUCACCAGACGACAGAAAAAGAUACUAAAAGACACUAAAAACGGCAAAAAUUAAAUCUUUCUUUAGAAAUUGUGAAAUUAAUCUUUUCAUAUGGCUUAUAAAUUUAUAAAUAUUAUAAAACUUGGUUUUUCUUCUGUAAUAAUUAAAUAACUAAUUAUUAUUACUACUAUACAUUAGUAUAUCACGUUUGUUAUAAAAGGAUGGGUGUAGUUAUAAAAUUAUGACAAAUAUAUCUUUUUUAUUUUUUGUAUUUUCAACUGGCUAUCAUAUUUGGAUUAAUACAUCUGAAUAAUUCUCUUAUCUUCUUUUGCAUAUAUUUGAUUGUAUUUUGAUUAAUGCUUCUUACUGAAUAAAAUUGUUCUAAAUUGUAA